AGAAGAAGAAGAAGAAAGUGAAGAAGAAAGUGAAGAAGAGAGCGAAGAAGAGAGUAGAAAGAGAUCUUAUGACAGUGAAGAAGAAGAAGAAGAACAUAUAAACAAGAAGAGAGUCAUUGAUGUAGAAGAACCAUUAACAUUAGAAGACCAAGAAGCUCUUGCACUGAAGCUCUUGGGCAACUAAACAAUCAUUAAUUAUUAUUUUUUUUGUCUAAUAAAUUCAACACAUGCAUUACACCCACUUGUGGCUUAUUUAAUCAUUGUUUUUCUUUUUCUUCUCAAUGUCAAAUGAAGACCAUGUUCCACUUUCUCAACAUGCAUUAAACCUAGAAUUAAGAACACAUCCUAUACGUGGACGUGGCGUGUUCACCAAAGACUUUAUAAAACGCAACACACUUGUGGAGAUCUCGCCUGUUCUGUUCUUUGAUGCUCAAGAGUAUGACACACACGGUAAAUAUACUAUACUGGACCACUAUACCUAUGUAUGGCAAGGAGGAUAUGCGCUGGCGCUUGGACUUGGAUCUAUGUUUAACCAUGAUAAUAAGCCUAAUAUUGGGUUUAUUCGAGACAUCCCAAACAAGUUGAUUCGAUACGUUACCUUGCGAGAUAUCGAACCAGAGGAAGAGUUGUGUAUAUCUUAUGGCAAUCAUCUUUGGUUUGAGACUGAAGAGAAUAAAAAGGAACAAGUGUCUGAAGAUGAGCAUGAGCCAUUGCCUUUUUGUGACGAUGAAGAAAGUUUAUAAAUAAAAAGGGAUAACAGUUAUAAGGCUCUCAUUCAAAUAUCUUUAUUUUGCUUCUGUAUGUGUGCGAUAAAGAUGGGCG
Messenger RNA from Rhizopus microsporus ATCC 52813, 822 nucleotides. RefSeq names its product histone lysine methyltransferase Set7. The record is from RefSeq and is a predicted model, not a curated record. Gene Ontology annotation, molecular function: protein binding. NCBI's taxonomy places the organism in Eukaryota, Fungi, Mucoromycota, Mucoromycetes, Mucorales, Rhizopodaceae. Bases 282 to 743 code for a protein of 153 amino acids. The transcript has a single exon.